UUUUGGCUUUUGUAUCUCAAUUCAUUAUAUAUUAAUGAAUUGCUUAUUCUCAACUUUGUUAUUUUUGAACAUAAGUGUUAGAUGAUAAUUAAAAACGAACAUAUUAUAUGUAAAUAAUUAAACUGAUAAGAGUACUGUAAAUUAUAUUUUGUUUAUAUUCUCUCGUUUUUCUACAAUUCUUUUACAGUUUUUUGGUAUGAAUGUUUUUCAAUCUAAUACACUAAUGUAUAUCAUUUACAAAAAAAAAUGAUUUUUUUUAUAAGCCACAUUCAUUUUAAAAUGGUAUUCAUGGCAUAGAACUAUAUAACAUAUUCUUUUUUUUUUCUUUUUUUGUCAGCAACUAUAUAACAUAUUUAAAAAUGACAUUUAUAACAAAAUAACAUAUUUUAAACCCGCGGAUUGGCUCGCAAAACCGCUUAGCUAGACAGGUCGGGCUUGGACAUAUAUAUAUAAACCGCAAUCUGCAGUGGACCAACCCAGUCCAUAGAAUAAUUGAAUCCACUGCGGGUUGGGUUACUUGGACCCGGGUUGACCCGUCUGACAUCUCUACUCACACCAAUAAACCUGAAAAUAGAAUUAAUUAUAGAUUAAAAACUCUAUGUUGGUGGAAGUUCCUUAGUCCAGUGGUUUAUUAAGUGUUCAUUAAUGCUUCUACAUCCGAAGGUCUGGAGUUCAAACCCCCAGAAAACGCAAAUUAUGCAUAUUAUGGAGAAAAAUGAUUACAAGAAGUCUUCAGCAUGGCGCAUGGCGUAUUAUCGAACAUGGAUCUCAUAGGGCGGCUCGGAGUGACACAGUCAGACGUGUAUUCUCAUCUGGUGGUAGAAUUGUCGGCUGUAAAAUCGUCUAUGUAAUAUUUUUUAAGCGUAUUAUCGAACAUGAAUCUCAUAGGGCGGCUCGGAGUGAUACAGUCAGACGUGUAUUCUCAUCUGGUGGUAGAAUUGUCGGCUAUAAAAUUGUCUAUGUAAUAUUUUUUAGCGUUGUAAUAACAUAAUUAAUCAGACGUUAAAAAAAAACUCUACGUUUGGGAAAUUAAAAUCAUCUUGCAAGUUGCAAGUUAUGACCAAAAUCAUUGACUAGUCACUGCACAGCACAGCAUAUAUUCAAUGUACCAAUUCUUAUGGAAAUAUAUAUUCUCUCAGAUAAAAACAUAAUAUCUUUCCUUUUCAACUGCGAAACCGAAACACUUGAAUUCAAAGACAUUAAUUCUGUAUAUACACAAUGAUGACCAGUGAAAAGAUAAUAUAUUAGAGAGAAUGGUGAAGUUGAUUAGGACUUUGCCCUGAAACAUCCUUCUCUCCGGUAUGAAAUUAAAAAACUCAAUUUACUUUGUUUAUAUAUCUCUUAACAUUUGCUUAGUUCUUGAAAAUACUGCUUACAAUAGUUUGGUUUUCAAGUAGAGUGAGAUUCAUCGAGAUUAGGAAUCGAUUUUCUGCUAUAAAUGUAUUAUUUCUUUAGAUGCUUGCAAAGACGAAAAAAACUGCGUUUGAUAUAUUAGUCUCGGUGUUCAUCUUGUUUUCGUGAAGUUUUCUUUUACUCUUAUGCAUAUAUGAUCCUUUUCGAUACACUACAACAUACUGGUGUGUUAUUUUUGUCUUGCAGUUGAUAUCUGUAAGAUUUGAGACAAAGUGAAUCUUAUAAGAAUGGGAGAUGAGCCAAGGUUUAGUGAGAAAUGGGAUUUCAGAAGGCAGGAGAACAACUUUGAUGAUGAUUCUUCAAGCGACGAUCCGGAUUCAUAUUCAACUCACGAACCGAUUAUUCAUAACACAGAUCCUGUUCUUGACUCUAAUCAUCUAGACAAUGGAACAAAAACAGUGUCUACGGAGCAACCAGUGAAAACCCGGAAGAGAAGGAGCAAGAAAGAUGAGAGUAAACCUGAGAAAGCUAAACAAGUAAGGAAAAGGAAACCGAAAACUGUUUGUGCAGAGGAGAAUACGAAGAAAAAGGAAACGGUAAUGGAGACGGAUGAAGUUGGAAUGUUUAUGAAGACGUUGCUUGAUGAUCUUACAGCUUCGAGAGAGAGCUUAAUGAAUUGGAUGAACACUGAAUUGAAUGGAUCAUCGGAUCAACAUGUGUCUCGACCACCUCCGAAGAAAAGAGCGGUUGCUGCCGGACCAGUGAAGAAGAGGAGGACAAAGACGAAAGGACAAGAGGAGAAGGAGAGUGAAAAACAGAGGAAACAGGGCGAGAUAUGUCAGGAGAUGAUCAAAACUAAAGAGAAGGGUUCAGAGGUUGUGCAGAACGGUGGAGAUCAAGCUCAACAACUUGAUUAUGAUGUUGGAACGUUGGAUAUGUUUCUCAGGAGCGGUCUUGAACAAGGACAACAAGGUAUUGUUGAGCAAACUGAGAUCGAGAAUGCGACAACCAUGAAUGAGAAGAAGAGUGUUGUUUUGGCCAUUGAAGCUCCAAAGCUAAGACAGAGACAAAAGAAAGCCAGCACCAUCAAAAACAGAUCCGAAACAAAGAAAGAUGAUAACUUUGCGAUACCCUAUGUGCCACAGCUGUCUUCAUCGCCAACGUUGCAGAGCUUUCCGGUAGGUUCUUCGUUGUUUCCUUCGUCAAGCCAAGGGGUUACUUCUUUAGCAAGUAACCACAACUUCCAACCGAUGCAACCACCAGUAGUACCUCAGUUCUCUGAUCUUUAUGAAUUUCAGACAGGAUUCACAGGAGGACAAGGAUAUGACAAGAGUUCUCCGUUUCACAACAAUGGUUACUUUUCUGGUUUUCCGGCAGCUUCCCAACCUAAUCUGAUGGCACAAGUGAAUCAUACGACUUAUUCACAGCAGAGAGACAACAAUAAUAUGUUGGGAGGACUGCAGAUGAAUCCUAUGACUUAUUCACAGCAGAGAGAUAACAAUAAUAUGUUUGGAGAACUGCAAAUGGCUAUUGGAGCAAUACCAUAUUCCGGUAGCAGAUUUCCUGAAUCCGAAGCCGGUAACGGUAAUUACAGCCUCUCCGAUUACAGAACUAGCUCAGGUAGAUGAACAUCUUUUCCAAAGGCAAGAGCAACAAUUAUUAUCUACCGGUAGAGAUGGACCUCGGUGACUGACUUGUGUUCAAAGACGCAACAAAAAUGGGACUUGAAGUGUAAACUGUUGUUCACAGGAUUUCUAAUUCUUUCAAGUCUCAUUG
Messenger RNA from Brassica napus (rape), 3129 nucleotides. RefSeq lists its product as uncharacterized. NCBI's taxonomy places the organism in Eukaryota, Viridiplantae, Streptophyta, Magnoliopsida, Brassicales, Brassicaceae. Bases 1641 to 2981 code for a protein of 446 amino acids. The transcript has a single exon. The record is from RefSeq and is a predicted model, not a curated record.